Gigantopelta aegis is the source of this 1908-nucleotide messenger RNA. RefSeq names its product glycoprotein-N-acetylgalactosamine 3-beta-galactosyltransferase 1-like. The transcript is spliced from 3 exons. Gene Ontology annotation, molecular function: N-acetylgalactosaminide beta-1,3-galactosyltransferase activity. Lineage: Eukaryota; Metazoa; Mollusca; Gastropoda; Neomphalida; Peltospiridae. The record is from RefSeq and is a predicted model, not a curated record. Gene Ontology annotation, cellular component: membrane. The coding region runs from base 1 to 1026 and encodes 341 amino acids.
AUGGGGGCUGUCUGGUGUUGCUCGUCUAUGUGGUGGGGGCUGUCUGGUGUUGCUCGUCUAUGUGAUGGAGGGCUGUCUGGUGUUGCUCGUCUAUGUGAUGGGGGCUGUCUGGUGUUGCUCGUCUAUGUGAUGGAGGGCUGUCUGGUGUUGCUCGUCUAUGUGAUGGAGGGCUGUCUGGUGUUGCUCGUCUAUGUGAUGGAGGGCUAUGACACGAGGAUAGCCGAUGUCGUCAGUGAACACGUUCGAGUCCUCUGCUGGGUUCUAGUCCAGGACGGAGCGUUCCACACGAAAGCCGUCCACAUAAACAACACGUGGGGGAAGCGGUGCGACAGGCUCCUGUUCUUUGGUUCCACCACCAAUGAAACAAGCCCCGUGAUUGGCUUAGGCGUUAAAGAUGGCCGCCACCGACUGGCCAAGAAAACGUUCGCGGCGUUGGCCUACGUAUUCAAGCAUCAUUUUAACGAUGCGGACUGGUUCUUGAAGGCCGAUGUCGACACAUUCGUAGUUAUGGAAAACCUGAAAUAUUUUCUUAGCGACGAAGACACGACUCGACCCGUGUGGUUCGGCGAACACUACAAGCCGUAUCUGUCGCCGUGGAGUUACAACAGCGGCGGGGCUGGCUACGUUUUGAGUAGGGAGGCGCUACGACGAUUCGGCAGUCACGUGGGGCACUCCUUGGCGUGCACCAACGCCAACGGGCCCGAGGACGCCACUCUAGGAUAUUGUCUACAAACCCUGAACGUGAAGGUGGGAAAUACCACGGAUAAACAUGGACGGUCUCGGUUUCAUUUCGACAUGGCGCCCGAUCAAAUUGCGGGGAGGCAGUUGCCGUGGUACAAACAUUAUUUAGCUGGUCCGUAUAGGAAGGGCCUUGAGUGGAUGAGCGACUACCCGAUCUCGUUCCACUACGCCAAGACACACGACCUCCUCGCUCUCGAGUUUUUCUUCUACACCGUCAGACCUCGUGGCGUCUUCCGGGGCUUUCCGGAGAUAAACAGAGCAUCUUCCGGGGAUACCCGAAGAUAACAGAGCAUUUUACAUGGAUCCCCGAAGUAAUGCAGAACAUCUUUCGAGGAAUCGUGAAGUAAAUUGAGCAUCUUCGGGGAAUACCCGAAAUAAUAAGAGUAUAUUCCGAAAAUUCCCGAAGUGAAAACAGCAUCUACCGGGGAUUCUCAAUGUAACCAGAUCAUCGUCCGGAUAUUCCCGAAGUAAAUGGAACAUGUUCUGGACAUUCUGGCAGUAAAACAAGUUCCUAACGUGGCCUGCCAGUAGUAAAUGGAGCUAAUAGUUGAGAAUACUGGUUAACUAGAUUUUAAUCAAUGUAUGCAAAAAAGUUUUUAAAAAAAAAAAAAAAGGAGAAGAAGAGUAACCCACCAGCAUGCUUAACGCCAGGAAUGUUUCAAUAAGGUGCGUGUUUCAUAGUGAACGGUUCAUUUCAUGACUAAUGUUUCAAUAAGGUGCGUGUUUCACAGUGAACCGGUUCAUUUCAUGACUAAUGUUUAUUGUUUCAGUAAGGUGCGUGUUUCAUAGUGAACCGGUUCAUUUCAUGACUAAUGUUUAAUGCUUCAGUAAGGUGCGUGUUUCAUAGUGAACCGGUUCAUUUCAUGGCUAAUGUUUAAUGUUUCAGUAAGGUGCGUGUUUCAUAGUGAACCGGUUCAUUUUAUGCCUAAUGUUUAAUGUUUCAGUAAGGUGCGUGUUUCAUAGUGAACAGGUUCAUUUCAUGGCUAAUGUUUAAUUUUGUAAAGACGGAAGAACAGUCCAAAACAAGAGAGAGAAAAAAGAGAAACGAUAAUUGUCAAGGUUUUAUUUUCACGCCUAGCGAACCUCCUCCUGGUUAUACGCCUGUUUCAGGAAAAACAGUCUGGUUGAUGGUAUUUUGGAUACGCCCCCCGCGUUAUGGAAAUACCU